This is a messenger RNA of Megalops cyprinoides (Indo-Pacific tarpon), 1311 nucleotides long. RefSeq names its product SNARE_SNAP25N and SNARE_SNAP23C domain-containing protein. The record is from RefSeq and is a predicted model, not a curated record. Bases 139 to 768 code for a protein of 209 amino acids. Gene Ontology annotation, biological process: exocytosis; synaptic vesicle fusion to presynaptic active zone membrane; synaptic vesicle priming. Gene Ontology annotation, molecular function: syntaxin-1 binding; voltage-gated potassium channel activity; SNAP receptor activity. Gene Ontology annotation, cellular component: SNARE complex; plasma membrane. NCBI's taxonomy places the organism in Eukaryota, Metazoa, Chordata, Actinopteri, Elopiformes, Megalopidae. The transcript has 8 exons.
AAGACAGUGCUGCUGAGAUGAUGCUGAAAUCAGAUCAAUAAGCAAACACAGGUGGUGCUGAAUGCGCUUUCGCAGUUAGAGGGCAGAUACGAAGCAAACCUGACCAUCUGUAUAAGCUAGCUGUAGUGCCCAGGUAAGAUGGCCGCUGACACAGCCAUGAGGACAGAGUUGGAGGAGCUGCAGAGACGGGCCAAUCAGGUUACAGAUGAGUCUCUGGAGAGUACCCGUAGAAUGAUGCAGCUGGUUGAAGAGAGUAAAGAUGCAGGGAUCCGGACAUUGGUCAUGCUGGAUGAGCAAGGAGAGCAACUGGACCGCAUCGACGAGGGCAUGGAUCAGAUCAACCAGGACAUGAAGGAGGCAGAGAAAAACCUCACUGACAUGGCCAAGUGCUGCGGGCUGUGUGUCUGCCCGUGUGCCAAGCUGAAGGACUUCGAGGCCAGUGGUGCCUAUAAAAAGGUGUGGGGUAACAACCAGGACGGAGUGGUGUCCAGCCAGCCGUCGUCACGUGUGGUGGACGAGAGGGAGAAGAUGACCAUGAGCGGCGGGUACAUCCGCAGGGUGACGAACGACGCGCGGGAGGAUGAGAUGGAGGAGAACCUGGCGCAGGUGGGCAGUAUCCUGGGAAACCUGCGGAGCAUGGCGCUGGACAUGGGCAACGAGAUCGACACGCAGAACAUUCAGAUCGACCGCAUCCAGGGCAAGGCUAUUGUCAACGAAUCACGUAUCAGCGAGGCCAACCAGAGAGCUCACGAGCUAAUCGCCAGAUAAACCAGAAGGGGAGAGGCGAUGUCCAACUCUUCCAUACAAGUUCUCCCAAAUACACACAUAUACACAUGAGCACACACACACUCAUCUGCACGCUUGUAAGCACUAACACACAUUUCCUUUGGCAAAAGCACAUAAAUGCUGUAUAUAUACACCCACUACAUCUCACACUUGCAUACAGACUCAUGCUCAUCAAAUACACACUUACCUCUCUCUCUUUCUCUCCCCCCCCCCCCUCUCUCUCACACACACACACACACACACACACACGCUUGCAUUAACAAUUUUUUCAAAUAUGCACUCAUACACGUGGUCAUGGACAAACACAAAGAAAGCCAUCAGGAAAUAGGAAAUGAAUGAGUCUGUAACCUUGGAACUGAGUUAGCCAUAAUGCCCUUUUCCACUUCAGAAUAUUGCUUCUCUUGUGCUUCGCUUCCUUUGUUAUUUCUCUUGGUCAUCAAUGCUCACUUACAAGUAACUGAUUCUCAGUUACGGUUUAGCCCUUUGUUUCAAAUUCAAAAGUAUGAAAAAGAGCAACCUUCCUGA